AGACAAGGAGCAGAGAACUCCACCGACUAAAAAAUUGACUUGAAAGGAGCUAAAUGGCUCUCCAGCGUCGCGGUGCUCUACCUCACUCACUUCUCUCAAAACACUGAUCUUGUCCCUAUCGAAAUGGUAGAUUAGAAUUUAGAGCUUCGAUAUUCCCAGCAAGCGCGCUCGCUAAUGGCUCUCCGUUCGCCCGCCGGCGGAUACUCCGUCCGGCUCCCCUCCUCUCACUAUAGGCCACUUCUUCAUCCCAAAUCCUUAUCUGAUCUCCUUAAUCGUAAUAACCUUAGAAACCCUAGAUUCAACCGAAAUCAGUGCUUCUCUGUUCGGCCCCUCCGGAGGAAACCGCUGGCAUCCGACCGGUUUAGUCGACUGUUGACGAGCGACGAGGAAGGUUUGGUGGGGGAAAGCUUUCUUGAGGCGAUCGAGGAACUUGAGCGGAUGGUGCGCGACCCUUCGGACGUCCUCGCGGAAAUGACGGACCGGCUCUCUGCCCGGGAGCUUCAGCUGGUGCUUGUCUACUUCGCACAGGAGGGGAGGGACUCGUACUGUGCACUCGAGGUUUUCGACUGGUUGCGGAGAGAGAACCGCGUUGAUGGGGAGACGAUGGAGUUGAUGGUAUCGAUAGCCUGCGGGUGGAUCCAACGUAUUAUUUUUGGAGAGCAUGAGGUGGACGAUGUGGUGGGUCUAUUAAACGAAAUGGAUUGCGUUGGAUUGGAGCCUGGGUUCAGCAUGCUGGAAAAGGUUGUGUCUUUGUACUGGGACAGGGGGAAGAAGGAGGAGGCCGUGGUGUUUGUGAAGAAUGUCAUGGGAAGAGGGGUAGUUGGGGUUUUUGGGUCUAAGGAUGGCGGAGAAAAUGGAAGAGGCGGGGCGGUUGGCUACAUUGCCUGGAAGAUGAUGGUGGAUGGAAACUACAUUGGUGCAGUGAAAAUGGUCAUUGAGUUCAAAGAGAGUGGGUUGAAACCUGAUGUUUACAGUUACCUGAUUGCGCUUACAUCAUUGGUAAAAGAACAGAAAGAGCUAUCAAAAGCUUUACGCAGGUUGAAAGGUUCAUUAACGGCUGGUAAAAUCGCUAAGCUUGAUGGUGAAAGUAUUGGUCAUAUAAAUAAUUAUCAGUCAGAGCUCAUAAGAUACGCUGCAUGCUUGUCAGAGUGGGCAAUCGAAGAGGGAAAUUCCAGAAUUUCAUCACUAGUUUAUGAGAGGCUUCUUGCUAUGUAUGCUUGUGCUGGUUUUGGACUUGAAGCUGAACGGCAAAUAUGGCAAAUGAAGCUCUUAGGUAAGGAACCAGAUAAAGAACUUUACGAUGCUGUUUUGGCCACUUGUGCUUCACAAAAUGAAGUCAGUGCUGUCCGCCGUUUGCUUGCUGGCAUUGAGGAUAGAAAUGCAGAACAUAGGAAGAAGUCUUUAUCAUGGCUAUUAAGAGGUUAUCUCAAAGGUGGAUAUUACUUGGAUGCUUCAGAAACUCUUGUGAAAAUGCUUGAUUUGGGUUUAUGUCCUGAAUAUAUUGACAGGGCAGCCGUUUUAGAAGGUUUGAGGAAAAUAAUUCGGGUCUCUGGAAACAUUGAACCUUAUAUCAAGCUUUGUAAGUACCUUUAUGAUGGUGAUCUGAUUGGUCCAUGCCUUGUUUAUAUGUAUAUAAAAAGAUAUAAUCUCUGGAUUGUAAAUAUGCUUUGAAGCUUUGUAGAUAUGCUUUUUUGGACCUGCAUUGAAUAACUCGUCAAUAGGUCAACGAUGGUUUCAUAUCACCCGAUAUAUGUUAUGUAAUGAUUUCAUUUUAAUUAUACAAGAUUCUGAGAACUAGUGCCUUUUAUA
Molecule: messenger RNA, 1809 nt
Organism: Dendrobium catenatum
Lineage: Eukaryota; Viridiplantae; Streptophyta; Magnoliopsida; Asparagales; Orchidaceae
Product: pentatricopeptide repeat-containing protein At2g30100, chloroplastic
Exons: 2
Coding region: 175-1671 (498 amino acids)
Molecular function (GO): protein binding
Source: RefSeq, a predicted model, not a curated record